Messenger RNA from Aspergillus piperis CBS 112811, 1041 nucleotides. Its product is annotated as 2OG-Fe(II) oxygenase family oxidoreductase. NCBI's taxonomy places the organism in Eukaryota, Fungi, Ascomycota, Eurotiomycetes, Eurotiales, Aspergillaceae. Bases 33 to 719 code for a protein of 228 amino acids. The record is from RefSeq and is a predicted model, not a curated record. Gene Ontology annotation, molecular function: demethylase activity; oxidoreductase activity. The transcript has a single exon. Gene Ontology annotation, biological process: oxidative demethylation.
GCAUACACUCCCAGCAGACCAAAUAGCACAGCAUGGGCAUGAAAGAGCUGCCCAUCACCCCUCGUGGAAUCUUCUGGCAAGAAGACUUUAUCACGCCCGAAUACGAGCAGCAACUAAUCUCCAUCUUCCGGCAUGAACUAAAGUGGCCCGACCGCAGCGGGCGCACAUCUCUCCACUACGGCUACACAUUCGAUUAUAAGACUUUCGGAGUAGACCCCGAGAUACCCUAUAAGGAGUUUCCAGAUUGGCUGAAGCCUCUGAUUCCCACGACGGAGUCCCGUCCCCCAGAUCAGGUCUGUCUGCAGUAUUAUCCUCCGGGAAGUGGCAUCCCACCUCAUGUAGAUGCGCACCUGGCGUGGGAUCAGCUGUAUGCGCUGUCGCUGGGUGCGCCGGUCUUGAUGCAGUUCCGGAAGGGCAAGACGGAGGAGCGGAUCGAUGUGGAUUUGACCCCGCGGACGAUGAUGGCGAUGGUUGGGGAUGCGAGGCUUCAUUGGACGCAUGGGAUCAAGAAGCGGAAGACAGAUACCUUACCCGAUGGCUCGGUGAGGCUGAGGGAGGAUAGGUGGAGUCUUACGUAUCGGUGGCUUAGGAAUGGGGAGUGUGAGUGUGGAAAUGUUGAGCUUUGUGAUGUUGCCCAGAGACGGAAUGGUAUUGAGAAGGAGAAGAGGUCGUUGAAGCAGUUAGCUGAGGAGAGUGCCGGGCAGACUGCUUCUGAAUGAUCGGUGUUUGGCUGAUGGAGCGAUACAAAGAUGAGUCGAUGACCGCAUAUCUUCAUAUACAGCCUGUGGCUUUUGGUGGUGUCGUCAAGGGUCACCAAAGGCCAUUCACUCGAACGAACUGCCUAAUUUCCUGCGUAUGGCACGAUGGAAGAAGCGUCCUAUGGAAUAGGGAAUGGCAAUGAUUGCGGGAUAUCCCAGUCAGGCAUUCAUUCGGACUCCAACGGAUACUGAAAGGAGAAUAUUGCCGCUCGAAGGCUCCUGAUACUCCAAGGCCUUCAUUGGUGGUUGCAUGGGACGCCUACUACAUUCGACAGCCAGCACA